GUCCAUCCCAUACGGUCGCAUUUCUAAACUUUCAAACACAGUUAAACAAGACGACGAACCGGACUGCGAAUUUUGUGCUUCGAAACUUGGCGUCGCAUUUAACUUCAGAAUCUACCGAGAUGGAAACCACGACAUCUACUGUAACCUCAAGUCGAAACAUCUCUCAAUGCGCGCUAUCUCUAAGGCUCUCAGGCAGUGACGUCGCGCUGCGUACAUCCAGCCAGGACAGCUCCUCACCGGAUCAGCACCUAAGUUUGUCCACACUUUUGAAAAAACAACACUCCGGUUCCCCGCAGCUUUUCCGCUGCAAAAAGAGGACACACGUUACCGUACUAAACUUUCCGUACUCCCAGCAACAACAGCUCCCUUCUUCUGUGGUCAGAAGGAACGAGCGAGAGAGAAAUCGAGUGAGGCAGGUGAAUGCAGGCUUCCAGACUUUGCGUCAGCACGUACCCAGCGGGGCCGCCAGCAAUGGGAAGCUAAGCAAAGUGGAGACGCUUCGCUCGGCCGUGGAGUAUAUUCGAGCACUCCAGCAUCUCUUGGACGAGAACGACGCAGUUUCCGCGGUGUUUCAGGGCUGGAGCGUUCCGUCCCCCUCCGUUACCGUAUCAAGCACCUGCUCAGCGGGACCGGAGUCUCCCCUAUCUACCUCCUCUUCCUCGGAGGAAGGCGGUAACCACAAACACCUGGGAUCCGAGGAACACGACUUUCUAGAUUUCUCCACCUGGUUCAACAGGUGUUGAAACACAGUGUCUCAAAGAGAUACAUGUGUUCCACCCACUACCGGGGGAAUAAUCGUUCAUGCAGCGGUGCAUGCAUACGGAGGUCAGAAACACGCAGUAAACAAAUGGGACUACGUCACGAGACCAGCGGACAUUAUUUAUUUACGCUGAGGAGAGCCAAACACCAAACUGUUGAGAUUGCCGAGGAUAAACCUUUAUCCUUAGUUACAUCAGAUACUUGGUUUGUAAAAUAUGUACUUGGUCCAUUCCGUUUUGGACAAGUAUGUAAAUAUGCGAUUUCAGAGGUUAUUUUUUGUACUUUUAUACAACGUAGGUUUAAUAAAGUUUUUUUUCUAUUUAUAAAA
Messenger RNA from Hypomesus transpacificus, 1087 nucleotides. RefSeq names its product achaete-scute homolog 1b-like. Gene Ontology annotation, molecular function: DNA-binding transcription factor activity, RNA polymerase II-specific; protein dimerization activity; RNA polymerase II transcription regulatory region sequence-specific DNA binding. The transcript is spliced from 2 exons. Gene Ontology annotation, biological process: developmental process; regulation of transcription by RNA polymerase II. The coding region runs from base 120 to 743 and encodes 207 amino acids. NCBI's taxonomy places the organism in Eukaryota, Metazoa, Chordata, Actinopteri, Osmeriformes, Osmeridae. The record is from RefSeq and is a predicted model, not a curated record.